AUGCAUACUAAGUUCAAUAAAGUCAAAGAUGAGGCAAAAAAAAUCGUCGAGGAUGUAGUCGAGGAUAUAAAGAAUGAAGCUCAGUUACCCGAGGAGCCAAAGAUGACAGGCGAGGAGACAGUCGAGGAACAUAAUACUAAGGUUAAAGCGUAUGAAAAGAAUUUAAACGAAUGUAAAAUAUUUUAUCUCUUGAAUAUGAAUAAUGUUAAACAAAUCGUUAAUUGGCUUUCCGAACUACAAAAUACGAUUACCACGUUUUUUAAGAAUUUACGAUCCUGGAUUGCAUCCAAGAUUAAUAAUAUCUACACAAGGUAAAUAGUUACUCUGAAUCUUAUCUUUUAUUUUGUCUUUCCUUUCUCAGAAUUAAGUUCAAUUAUUUUUAUUCUUCAUUUCAUUAGAAUUCUCGAAUUUUUUACUGAGAUUGCAAAGAUGUUUAGUCGAUUGUAUAAAAUUAUCUUUAAAAAAGAUUAGUCGGGUAAAAUGAAUGGUUAAAAUCAUUAUAUCCUAUACUUUGUGAUUACAUUGUUGUCAUAAUAAAGCAUUAUUUAUUUCCGGCAAUAAAACGAUAACAUGAAAGAUUCAUUCUUCCAUAAAUCGAGUUGGA
This is a messenger RNA of Rhizophagus irregularis DAOM 181602=DAOM 197198, 604 nucleotides long. NCBI's taxonomy places the organism in Eukaryota, Fungi, Glomeromycota, Glomeromycetes, Glomerales, Glomeraceae. The record is from RefSeq and is a predicted model, not a curated record.